CCUGGCCCUAAAACGUAUCAUUGUUGCCCGCAGAUCACUUACGAGGCUCUGAAGAGCUACAGGGAGUGAAGAGGGAUACGAAAGAGACAUCCGAGUUGUGUAGGUCAUCCGGGUUCGAUCCCCAAACCUCUGGCUAUCAGGACUGCCCAGAGGCUGCGGACUUCCUCGCGCACAACAGUCACCAACGCGUCGUGCGCUGCACUGCUCUCCUCCUACAGCGAUGUCGCUCCUGGCGCCUAUCGUAUGCGACAAUGGCACUGGCUUCUCGAAAAUUGGGUUCGCCGGCAAUUCGGACCCAUCGUACGUAUUCCCUACCGCGAUAGCAGCGCGCGGGUCAGCGUCUCAAGCAUCUCGCGCUCCUGCUGUACCCUCCAAGCCCGGACACCUUGCAUCCAAGCGAGGGGUCGAAGAUCUCGACUUCUUCAUCGGCGAUGAGGCACUCGCGAACGCGCGGACACCGGGCUACGGGGUGCACUACCCUAUCCGACAUGGCAUGAUUGACAAUUGGGACUACAUGGAGCGCUAUUGGGAGCAGACGAUCUUCAAGUACCUCCGCGCGGAACCGGAGGAUCACUACUUCCUACUGACCGAACCGCCUCUCAACCCGCCCGAGAAUCGCGAGCAGACGGCCGAGAUCUUCUUCGAAUCCUUCAACAUCAAGGGCCUCUACAUCGCCGUCCAGGCCGUGCUCGCCCUCGCCGCCUCCUGGUCCUCCAACCGCGUCACCGACCGCACGCUCACGGGAACCGUCAUCGACUCCGGCGACGGCGUCACGCACGUCAUUCCCUGCGCGGAGGGCUACGUGAUCGGGAGCGCGAUCAAGCACAUCCCCAUUGCCGGCCGCGACAUCACGCAGUUCGUGCUCAAUCUGCUGCGCGAGCGCGGCGAGCUCGCCAAUGUCCCCUCGGAGGAGCACAUGAAGAUCGCAGGCAAGGUCAAGGAGAACUACAGCUACGUGUGCCAGGACAUUGUCAAGGAGUUCCGCAAGUAUGAUGCGGAGCCGUACAAGUACUUUGAGCGCUUCGACGGAGAGCAUUCUGUGACUGGCAAGAAAUACUCUAUCGAUGUCGGCUAUGAGCGGUUCCUUGCACCCGAAAUCUUCUUCAACCCGGAGAUCUACUCCUCCGACUUCUUGGACCCGCUCCCCGAGGUAGUCGACAACGUCAUCCAACAGUCGCCCAUCGACGUUAGGCGAGGGCUCUACAAGAACAUCGUCCUCUCCGGCGGCUCGACCAUGUUCCAGCACUUUGGGCAGCGGUUGAAGCGCGACCUGAAGCAGCUUGUUGACCGUCGACUGGACGCUAGCGUUAUGGCGAGCGGCAGCUACAUGAAAUCCUCUGGCGUCGAAGUCGACGUUAUCUCUCACAAGCGCCAGCGUUAUGCCGUCUGGUAUGGUGGAUCUUUGUUGGCGUCAUUGCCUGAGUUCUACACCUCCUGCCACACGAAGGCGCAGUACGACGAGAUUGGCCCCAGCAUUUGCCGCCGGUACCAGAUUUUCGGUAGCGCCACGUAGGUUCAUUGCGAGAGUGCGACGUAGAAAGCUACCCCGGAAAGAUGUAUACUAUUGGAAUGCGCGAGGAUGCGGAAUCUGUAUGUUGUUUGUCCUGCGUGAGCGUUGGUUUUUCAGGCAUAAUACUUGCUCGUGAUGCAUGCCUUUCUCCUUGGGUUCUGCAGCC
Schizophyllum commune H4-8 is the source of this 1676-nucleotide messenger RNA. RefSeq names its product Actin/actin-like protein. Gene Ontology annotation, molecular function: actin filament binding. The record is from RefSeq and is a predicted model, not a curated record. Gene Ontology annotation, biological process: Arp2/3 complex-mediated actin nucleation. The transcript has 8 exons. Bases 221 to 1513 code for a protein of 430 amino acids. NCBI's taxonomy places the organism in Eukaryota, Fungi, Basidiomycota, Agaricomycetes, Agaricales, Schizophyllaceae. Gene Ontology annotation, cellular component: actin cortical patch; Arp2/3 protein complex.